AUGCCAUCAGACCACCCUCAGGCCAGCCCUCAGCCCACCAGGCUGUCUCUCAGCCCAUCAGACCACCCUCAGGCCAUCAGACCACCCUCAGGCCAGCCCUCAGCCCAUCAGGCUGUCUCUCAGCCCAUCAGACCACCCUCAGGCCAGCCCUCGGCCCAUCAGGCUGUCUCUCAGGCCAUCAGACCCCCCUCAUGCCAUCAGACCACCCUCAGGCCAUCAGUCCACCCUCAGGCCAGCCCUCAGCCCAUCAGGCUGUCUCUCAGGCCAUCAGACCCCCCUCAGGCCAUCAGACCACCCUCAGCCCAUCAAACCCCCCUCAUGCCAUCAGACCACCCUCAGGUCAGCCCUCAGCCCAUCAGACCACCCUCAGGCCAUCAGACCACCCUCAUGCCAUCAGACCACCCUCAGGCCAGCCCUCAGCCCAUCAGGCUGUCUCUCAGGCCAUCAGACCACCCUCAGCCCAUCAGACCACCCUCAGGCCAGCCCUCAGCCCAUCAGGCUGUCUCUCAGGCCAUCAGACCACCUUCAGCCCAUCAAACUCCCCUCAUGCCAUCAGACCACCCUCAGGCCAUCAGACCACCCUCAGGCCAUCAGACCACCCUCAGGCCAGUCCUUAGCCCAUCAGGCUGUCUCUCAGGCCAUCAAACCCCCCUCAGGCCAUAUGACCACCUCAGGUCUGCUCUCAGGCCACCCCCAAGCCCAUCACACUGCUCCUCAGCCCAUUGGACCGCCUUCAUCAUGCUUUUCAUUUUUAUUCAAAGUAAUUCACAAGUGAAGAAUCACAGUUAA
Molecule: messenger RNA, 789 nt
Organism: Thalassophryne amazonica
Lineage: Eukaryota; Metazoa; Chordata; Actinopteri; Batrachoidiformes; Batrachoididae
Product: proline-rich extensin-like protein EPR1
Exons: 1
Coding region: 1-789 (262 amino acids)
Source: RefSeq, a predicted model, not a curated record